UCCUUGAUUAUAAACCGCAGAGUACGAACUAACGUCGUCACGUCGAUUUCUCCGAGAUUUUGUCAACAAACAAUUGAGGGCGCUAAGUACGACGGCGAGAAAUAAGUUAGUAAUGGCGCACGGUAAUAAAUGGGAAGAUCUUCGAAAGCAAGCUCGUCAAUUAGAGAAUGAGUUGGACCUAAAGUUGGUUUCAUUCAGCAAGCUCGGAACAAGUUACAGUUCACAAAAAAAUGACCAUGAUUACAACAGUUCGGAUUCAUCACCUCUCCUUGGAGGCUCAAAUAGCGACAGAAUGUUUGAAACAAUGUCUAUGGAAAUUGAACAAUUACUUGCUAAGUUAACAGAAGUUAAUGAUAGAAUGUCUGAAUACACAAAUAGCGUUUCAUCAUUAGCCCCAAGUGCAGCACUCCUUCACACGCUACAACGGCAUCGAGACAUCCUCCAGGAUUAUUCCCAUGAAUUCCAGAAAACGAGAAGCAAUAUCAGUGCCUGUCGGGAACGGGAGGAUCUGCUAGGAUCGGUGCGAAGAGAAAUCGAUGCAUAUAAAAAUUCUUCUGGGUUGAAUAGAAGGACAGAUAUGUACCUCAAAGAACAUGAACAUUUAAGGAAUUCAGAUAGGAUAACGGAUGAAACAAUUAAUAUUGCUAUUGCAACAAAAGAAAACUUGAUGUCACAAAGAAGCACAUUGCGCAAGAUCAGCGGUUCAAUGUCCAACAUGGUCAACCGAUUCCCUGUUAUUAAUAGCCUCGUUCAAAGGAUAAACUUACGGAAGAGGAGAGACUCCAUCAUAUUAGGAAGUGUGAUUGCCACCUGCAUUAUAUUACUACUCCUGUAUGCUUUUCAUUAGCUGAUAACAGAUAUAUAAUUGUAUGAAGGUGUUGAACUAAGUUGUAAGAAGAUGGGAUAAGAUUAGAGAAAAAAAAGUGGGGUGGGGGUGAGAGGGAACAAAUGGGAGAAGAGGUUGAAUCUGAGAUGUUACAAUGAUGGUACAGUUGAACUUGCCUAAUCCAAAAUGGCAUUGAAAAAUAGCUUGACUUGAAAUAGUUGACUUGAAAAAAUUCAACUUACAGAUUGUUAAUUAAUGCAAAACAACAAUUGGGCAUGUACAAUAAGAGCGACUUAGAAGUAUUUGAAUUAGGCAGAGUCGACUUAGGCAAGUUUAACUGUAUAUGUAAAAUCUUAUCCAGGUUAGACCUUUUUUAGGUCAAACUAACCAGGUAUACAGUCCCUUUGCCAAAAAAUUCAGAGCGACCAGCCUGUGUAGUUAUUGUACCUAGGAAAGAUAUCCUGGCUCUUUUCUCUCACUGAGCAUUAUAUAAAAUGAUAUCACCUAUUUUGUGUCCAGAAGUCUUAAUUUAAAUGCAUGCUAUGCUGGCAAACUACACGGUGAAUUAUAUUUUGCACAUGGCCUUGAUGAAACUUUAUGUGUAUUUAAACCUAAGUACGAACAGCGCUAUGAUUUUGCCAAGAUAAGCUCCACCUCCUUGUCAAAAUUGAUCCAUGUGAACCAGGCUGGUUUCCCUCCCUGAGCAUUAUAGAAAAGGUUAUCACCUAUUUUAUGUCCAGAAAUUUGAAUGCAUGCAAUGGUAGCAAUUUACACAUGGUGAAUUGUAUUCUGCACAUGGUUUUGAUAAAACUUACUGCAUAUUUAAAUCUAAGUGUGAACAGCGCUAUGAUCUACCUAAGAUAAGGUCCACCUCCUCGUCAAAAUUAGCCAACCCAAUGUGAACAUGGCAAUAGAAUAUCAAAUAGAUUUUUUUUUUAAAGGAAAGGGUAAAGGUAGGAGAAUAACCCAUAACUUGCAGUGUCAUAUUGCUGAAUUGUGUACGGGCGUGGUCUGUGAGGAAUUUGAAACUCAAUGGUUUAAACCACCUUUCUUAGCAUAUCUAAUUUUUUUUUGCUGCUUAUGGUGAUAUCCAUCGACACUGACUACCGUAAGACACAUGAUAAUAAAGGGGUAAUACAGUAGUAAAGCAUGCUUAUUUAUUGAAUUUGUGGGAGAUGGGUUAUUCCCCCGGCAGGUUCUAUUUCGAUUGCGGGAGUGUUGGUACCCCUGGAUGAAAGAGAACUGUAUUCAUGUAAGAAGUGUAUAUGAAUAGAGAUUGAGAGUUGUUGGUGAUAGGGUUAAGUGUAUAAUUAAUAAUAAACAUAAUAUUUUGUCACAUAUAACUUCUAGUAAUAUCAUAUGAUUUUUGGUAGUUUAAGUGAUUAAUAUAAUUAUGGAAAAAAUCUUGGGUAAUAUUUUCAUUUAAAAUUAAAACCCUGUAGAAUCAGUCAUUUUAAGAAUAAUAAUUUUUAAUAAACUGUACUAAUUUUAAGAAAUACAGUUUUUGAUGAAAUUUCAUUUGUUGCCUCAUUGGUAACCCACUGUUAGUAUAUCAGUGUGCAUGCUCUGUAAAUAUUUUGAUUCAUGGGGAGAUCGCAGCAUAUUAAAAAAUGAAUGACUAUUAUUUUCUUUUAAUCAUUCAUCUCAUUAUUAUUAUUAUUGUUAUUAUUAUUAUUUUUAUUAUUGUCAAUUUAAAACCCCGUGACAGAAAAGUACUCAUAUUUAUUAAAUUUAAAUUAUAGUAUAUUCAAAUCUAUAAGAAAGACCCACCGUUGUUGCACAAUUUCAGUGGACUUCUCUGCUAAGUCACGCCCCUUAGAUAUUGUUGCUAAAGGUCCCAUGUUAAACAUGGGCGUAUUCUUGUCCCUGCUCUGAUUGACAUUCCUUUAAAAUAACUUACAGAAACCAAUUAUGAUAUUGAAAAUUUAGAUCCAAGCGUAUAAUAGUAAAUAAAUAAGAUGUUUCUUUUUACAUAUGUACAGUGAUGUUGAUAUUUGAUGUAACAUAUAAUACAUGUAGUAGCAUGUUAUGUUUCUUCUUAGUUUUUAUUAUAAUUUGUGUUAUUUUGUCUUGAUUCAUUUUUUUCUGGAAAGUGCAACAUGUAAAUAUAUAUAGUAGUUUGAGAAUACAUUUAAAUUAAAAUAAAUGUGUACUUGAAUGGAUUGCGAUUCGAAAUAUA
Molecule: messenger RNA, 3005 nt
Organism: Anneissia japonica
Lineage: Eukaryota; Metazoa; Echinodermata; Crinoidea; Comatulida; Comatulidae
Product: Golgi SNAP receptor complex member 1-like
Exons: 7
Coding region: 113-847 (244 amino acids)
Biological process (GO): vesicle fusion; endoplasmic reticulum to Golgi vesicle-mediated transport
Cellular component (GO): SNARE complex; Golgi membrane; cis-Golgi network
Molecular function (GO): SNAP receptor activity
Source: RefSeq, a predicted model, not a curated record